This is a messenger RNA of Lotus japonicus, 2851 nucleotides long. Its product is annotated as protein THYLAKOID ASSEMBLY 8, chloroplastic. Gene Ontology annotation, biological process: Group II intron splicing; chloroplast organization. Lineage: Eukaryota; Viridiplantae; Streptophyta; Magnoliopsida; Fabales; Fabaceae. The transcript has a single exon. Gene Ontology annotation, molecular function: RNA binding; protein binding. The coding region runs from base 1792 to 2502 and encodes 236 amino acids. The record is from RefSeq and is a predicted model, not a curated record.
GAAGAGUUAAAUAUUAGUAGUAUUUAACAUGUUGAUAAAAAAAACAGGGAAAUUGCCAUUAAGAGUAAGUGCUUAUAAAUGGGAAUGUAAACAAACCACGACAAUUUUAGAAGCUGCAUUAUGUGUCUUCUUUCUAGAACUGAUUAUGGAGUUUUAAUCAGCAGAACUGAUCCGGGGCGACCAAACUACCCUUGAAGCCGGGGGUAGGAAGAAGGUGAGGGGCACGACGAAGCUGGGACGGUUGGAGAAGGUCCCGGGAGGGGCUCCUGCAAGGAACUCCAAUGCCAAAGUAAGUAGGGGAAUGAGAGUGAGUGAGUGGAGAGGUGAAGGAAUGAGAUACCUUAAUAUGGAGGAGGAGCUCUCCUUAUAUACACGAAGGGAAAUUAGGGUUGGAGCCAUGCAACGUCAUGCCUGGCUCGUACUUGGUUCAUCCUGGGCCGUUGGAUCCUCUGUUGCUCCCUGCCGCAAAGCAGUGAUCCAAUGGUCCAGGGUUCCUUGGGAUCUGUGCCUCCAACCACUAGUACCGUAGGGUGGUUGGGAUAGGUCAACCCCUACAUGGUGGGCCCGGUGAUUGUCUUGUACUCAAAAGGGGAGUCUCCUCCGUCCCAAGCGGGUCGGGAGGAGGUAGCGAUCGUUUAGUGGGUGAUCGUCCCAUUAGGUCCGCUCCGGUCGUCCGUUCAAGGGUUUCCUGGAGCGGUGGUCGUCCACGGGCGGUGGUGGCCGUUUCAUUAGGUUUCCGCCCUGGGCCUGCUCUGGUCGUCCGUGCCAUGGUUUCCCAGAACAAGAACCAAACACUCGAAAUACCGUUGCUUAAUGCAAUCAAUUAAAGUGCUUAAAUGAUUAGGUUGGCUUAUGAUUAUGACUUUAUGCUUGUCCCAAAUGUCUAAAAAGGUGUUAAUGUGGUCCAGGAAGUGACAAUUAUUAAUCUUAAAAUGCAAUCGUCCAAACAAUACAAGCCACGAAAAAACAUUUCAGAGACACGAACUUUUAAAACAUGAUGCAAAGAGGGAGGGAGGAACUUUGUAUUCAGAUCUCUCACAGAGUCACAGUACAUCUAACUUACAUGCUACUCACAGUCUCAAAAACACUAAUAUAGUAUAGCAUGAAAAUAAGCUGAGAUUCAAAUUCCCCUAUAUAUGUAGGGCUCCACUAGGGGUUUCCGGAUAUCUCCUAGCGCAGGAGAAUGAUUCUCAUUUACAUUCCUAAUGAACAUUUUACAUUCUCAAUGCGGUAGAAGUAGAACAAUUCUAAAUUUUACAUAUUUUAUAGUUUCUCCCCAUAUUUUUUUUUUCUUUCAAAUCACAUCACUUAUUUUACCAUUUACUUUUUUUUUAUUCUCUUUUAAAGUGUAUACAUCUUAGGUUCACAAAUAACUCCGGGAACUAAGUAGUCGUGACGUAGCGAUUUCCUAAUCAAGCGAUUAAAUAAGGAAGAAACUUUUUCCUCAAUGCAGGUUCCUAAAACACUCCAAAAAGCUCUUAGUGAUUGCUAUUGAAGAGUUUGUAUCGAAAUGAUGACUACUAACUAAGCUCUAUGAAAAUGGAUAAAAAAAGACUUAAAUUAAUUAAAAAUAAAGGACAUAAAGCUAAAUAAAUAAAGUUUUUGAAAAGUAAAUGAAACUUAAAGACCUAUUUGGGUUACAUUAAAAUGAACCAGUUUUCUUUGUACCAAAAAAAAAUCUCUUCCAUUCCAUCCAUUCAUUCAUACAAGGGCAAAACCGUCAUUGAGGAUAGAAGCUUCCAAUAAGCCUUUAGAUAACCUUCUCACUGUAACACAGGUUUCUCUUUAGCCAUGGCUUGCUCUCUUCACCAAAACCCCUAUUUCCUUAAACCCCUCCGCCCCUCUGCAACUCCAACCACCACGACCCCUCGGCGGAGCUCCGUUCAGGUCCGGUGCGGCGGACCACGUUCACAGCGUGGACCACUGGUGAAAGGCCGCAUCCUAAGCAUCGAAGCAAUCCAAGCCAUUCAAACCCUCAAACGCAUCCAACGAACCAACCCUCCCAACCUCACCCACCUCCUCUCCAACACCCUCACCCGCCUCAUCAAAUCCGACCUCCUCGCCACGCUCCGGGAGCUUUUACGCCAGCAGCAAUGCACGCUCGCCUUGCAAGUCUUCUCCGCCCUCCGAUCCGAGUACGGCGCUGAGCUCUCCCUCUACGCUGAUAUGGUCCAGGCGCUCACCGUUGCCGGAAUGAACGACGAGGUGGACCGUUUGAUACUCGACAUUGUUGGGGGCGGGAUUAUUCAGGUUGAUGAUACCAAGGGGCUUCUGAGUUUGAUCAAGGCACUCAUUGGAGCUCAGAGGAGGGAAUCGUUGGUCACGGUUUAUGAGUUAAUGAAGGAGAGUGGGUGGGGCUCUGGUGUUGAGCCUGAUGAGUAUGUGGUUAAGGUUUUGGUUAAUGGAUUGAAGAAUUUCGGGGAAUUGGAUCUUGCUCAACAGAUUCAAGAUGAAUUUGACAGGUUUUAUAAUGCCAAAUCUGACAAUUUUGUAAAAUUUUGAUCAUGUUGGAACUAGAUACAGGACAAUCUAUUUAUUGAGUCACAAUUUGUAGUCUCUGUAAUGUAGGAAAAUUAUCAAAACUGAAAUCCAAAUUUGGGUAAUGGUCACAUUUCACUAAUUUGUUCCUUACAUAAAUCUUGUAUAUUAGACAUUUAGACUCAACACAGGGUGGUGCACUUGGUCGAAUGGAUUCAUUAAAUCCUCUAUGAGGAUGGGGACUCUAGGUGUGAAACGGAAAUGUAUAGAAUCCAUGUAUGAGAAUAAUGUGAAAUCUAGAUUGUGUAAUAUGGAUUUGCACCAUGUUGUGAUUUGUGAACAUUAUAAUGAGUACUUUUGAGAAUAUUUCAGA